AUGAACGGCGUCAACUCCGGCGUCAUGCCUUCUGCUUGGAAGACGGCCAGCAUCUGUCCGGUACCCAAAACUUCUCAUCCGAUCUCGAGGAAAGGCUUGGGACCAAUCUCCUUGAUCUCCUCGCUGGGUAAGGUCCAGGAGAGACUUGUACACAACAAACUCUUCCCCAUAAUGAAACCCUGGAUUAAAGACCAGUUUGCAUACAUGCCUAAGUCCUCUACUACUGCCACACUGCUGAAGGCAUACCAGUCCUGGUUCACAAGCCUUGACAACAAACAGACUUCAGUUGUGCGUGAGCUACUUGCCGACAUGUCGAAGGCGUUCGACAAAUGGGAUUCUUCUACAGCACCUGUCCACCCGCGACAUCACCGUAAAAACGCUGACGUGGAUCUGCAGUUACCUGUCUGA
Messenger RNA from Branchiostoma belcheri (Belcher's lancelet), 408 nucleotides. RefSeq lists its product as uncharacterized. The record is from RefSeq and is a predicted model, not a curated record. Lineage: Eukaryota; Metazoa; Chordata; Leptocardii; Amphioxiformes; Branchiostomatidae. The coding region runs from base 1 to 408 and encodes 135 amino acids. The transcript has a single exon.